AUGCCCCAGGCCAAGCAGCCCUUCCCGCGCCUCAAGGCCGACGGAGACCCCAAGAUGAUUGGGCUGUGGAAGGUGGGCAGGACGAUUGGCAAAGGCAGCUCAGGUCGCGUCCGCCUCGCGCGCCACUCGAAGACGGGCCAGUACGCGGCGGUGAAGAUCGUCUCGAAGACGGCGCUGCUCUCGUCGCGCAUGACGCUCGGGAGCCUCGCCGACGAGGCGGACCGCAUCCUGCACAGCAUCGAGCGCGAGAUCGUGCUCAUGAAGCUCAUCAACCACCCGCACAUCCUCCGCCUCUACGACGUCUGGGAGACCUCCUCCGAGCUCUACCUCAUCCUCGAGUACGUCGAGGGCGGCGAGCUCUUCGACCACCUCUGCGCCCGCGGCCGCCUCCCCGCCCCCGAGGCCCUCGCCUACUUCCAGCAGAUCAUCGCCGCCGUCGACUACUGCCACCGCUUCCACAUCGCCCACCGCGACCUCAAGCCCGAGAACCUCCUCCUCGACGGCCAGCGCAACAUCAAGGUCGCCGACUUCGGCAUGGCCGUCUGGCAGGGCCCGAGCGACAUGCUCAGCACCGCCUGCGGCUCCCCGCACUACGCCGCGCCCGAGGUCGUCGUCGGCGACGCCUACGACGGCACCGCGUCCGACAUCUGGUCCUGCGGCGUCAUCCUCUUCGCGCUCCUCGCCGGCCGCCUCCCCUUCGACGACGACGACCUCGGCGUCCUCCUCGAGAAGGUCCGCCUCGGCCGGUUCCACACCCCGACCGACGUCGACCCCCGCGCCCGCGACCUCAUCCGCCGCAUGCUCGAGCGCGACGUCAAGAAGCGCAUCACCAUCCCCGAGAUCGUCCGCCACCCGUUCUUCGUCAGCCACAAGCCCAAGCUGACGCAGUGCGACGUGCCGAGGCUCGAUGCGAUCGCCCGCCCGCUCGCGAGCGCGACCGAGGUCGACCCCGACAUCUUCGCGAACUUGCGCACGCUCUGGCCGGGGGCGGAGGACGAAGAGCUGCUGAGGAACCUGCUGGACUCGAAGCCGUCGUGGGAGAAGGGGGUGUAUCAUUUACUGCUGCAGUACCGCGCGACCCGUCUCGAGGACUACGACGAGGAAGAGGAGCGCCACGAGGCCGACCGGCGCGCUAAGAGGCGGAAAGCGAAGAAGGCGGCUGCGAGGGAGGAGAGGGAACAAGCGCUGGCGGAACUCCCCCCGCGUGCUGGACCUCCAACGCCAUCCCGUGCGAUCACCAGGAAUGUCGUCCCAACCAGGUCGCCGUCGCCAUCACCAACGCCAGGACCGAGCCGGGCUCGAAAACCUCAACUCCAGGCCGCUUCUGACUUGCUCCUGCUUGCCUCCGCCGACGACACUCCUGAAGCGCGUCCCCUUGAUCGUCCAGUCCAGGUGCCACAAAUCCAAUUGCCGCAAGUCGAAAUAGCGAGCCCGCGUACCAUCAUGCAAGAGAUAGCGCAGCACGUCGUCGCCACGCACGGCGGACGAGCACCCGCGCCUGAGCCCGGACCGCUCGAGGACCUCUUCUCGCCCGUUACAGGGAUUCCGGUGAACAAGGGCAAGGGAAGAAGCAAAGGGCUUGAAGACGACCCCUUCACAGAACGCAAGGAGACCCGUCCUCUGACGGUACAUCGACGAGUGAAGUCGGCCGCAGACAAGGAGAACGCGCCCAGCGCGCAUGCCGCGUCCUCGACGCCUGGGCUCUCCCCUUCCCCCGUGUCCACCGACGAUCCCUUCUUGCUGGCGCCGCCCCCUACGGUUGUCGAGCGUGGGCGCGUCAAGAAGCGAUUCAGCCUGCUCGCGUCGCCGAUCUCCACUCCUGCAUCGCCCGCGGUCUUCCACCGGUCUUCGACGCCUAAGCAGCGCUGGUUCAACGCGCUGUUCCGGGUGCAGCCCACCACCUUCCGCCUCCUCUCGACGCGUUCUCCGUCAGAAACCCAUGCUGUCACUCGGGAGCUUCUGACGUGUCUUGGAGCCGUGGUGGGACCUCCGGGGAACGACUCAGCGUCGGGCGCGCUGAGCUCCGCAGGGGUGUUGGGAGUGAAAGCGCAGACGGACUUGCAGGCGGAAGCGGAGGCGAUGGAGGAGGCACAUCGGUAUGGUCACAAGCACAUCCAGGUGCUGCAGCAACAUACGCGGGAAGUGCGCUUCCGGGUGGAAAUUGGGAAGCCAAGCGCGGCGCACGCGGAGGCGGGGUACGGGCUGCUUGUGCGGCUGGUUCUGGAGAAAGGCGCGGCGAGCGGAUUGAAGUUGCUAUAUGUGCGGAUGAAGAAGGAGUGGGACCUUGAUGAGCUUCCGGUCGUGGGCGAUGGGAGGUUGCGCAUGAGGAGCAUGGAUGAAGAGCGAUACGUGGAGGUUGUGGUGGAGGAUUGA
Molecule: messenger RNA, 2373 nt
Organism: Epithele typhae
Lineage: Eukaryota; Fungi; Basidiomycota; Agaricomycetes; Polyporales; Epitheliaceae
Product: Pkinase-domain-containing protein
Exons: 3
Coding region: 1-2373 (790 amino acids)
Biological process (GO): protein phosphorylation; intracellular signal transduction
Cellular component (GO): cytoplasm
Molecular function (GO): ATP binding; protein serine/threonine kinase activity
Source: RefSeq, a predicted model, not a curated record